AUGGGGAGGCUGCUGCUGCUGGCUGGGCUGGUUCUUCUGGUGAAACACAGUGAUGGUACUGCCUACAAACUGGUGUGCUAUUUCACCAAUUGGGCACAUAGUCGGCCAGGCCCCGCCUCCAUCAUGCCCCAUGACCUGGACCCCUUUCUUUGUACACAUCUGAUAUUUGCCUUUGCCUCAAUGAGCAACAAUCAGAUUGUGGCCAAGAAUCUGCAGGAUGAGAACAUUCUCUAUCCAGAGUUCAACAAACUCAAGGAAAGAAACAGGGAGCUGAAAACACUGCUGUCCAUCGGAGGGUGGAACUUCGGCACAUCACGGUUCACCACUAUGCUGUCCACACUUGCCAACCGGGAAAAGUUUAUUGAUUCAGUCAUAUCCUUCCUGAGAAUACAUGGUUUUGAUGGUCUUGACCUUUUCUUCUUGUACCCUGGACUACAAGGCAGUCCCCCACACGACCGGUGGAAUUUUCUCUUCUUAAUUGAAGAGCUCCAGUUUGCCUUUGAGAGGGAGGCCCUGCUCACUCAGCACCCACGGCUGCUGCUGUCGGCUGCUGUCUCUGGCAUCCCAAGCAUCAUCCAUACGUCUUAUGAUGCGCUCCUUUUAGGAAGGCGUUUGGAUUUCAUUAAUGUUUUGUCUUAUGACUUACAUGGAAGUUGGGAAAAGUUCACAGGACACAAUAGUCCUCUGUUCUCCCUUCCCGAAGACUCCAAAUCUUCAGCAUAUGCUAUGAAUUACUGGAGAAAGCUUGGGACACCCACAGAUAAACUUAUUAUGGGUUUCCCCACCUAUGGACGUAACUUUCACCUCCUCAAAGAAUCUAAGAAUGGAUGGCAGGCUGCCUCAAUGGGACCAGCAUCUCCUGGGAAGUACACCAAGCAGGCUGGCUUCUUGGCUUACUAUGAGGUUUGUUCCUUUGUCCAGAGAGCAAAAAAGCACUGGAUUGAUUAUCAAUAUGUCCCGUAUGCUUUUAAGGGGAAGGAGUGGCUUGGCUAUGAUGACACUAUCAGUUUCAGUUACAAGGCAAUGUAUGUGAAGAGAGAGCAUUUUGGGGGGGCCAUGGUGUGGACACUGGAUAUGGACGAUGUCAGGGGCACUUUCUGUGGCAACGGCCCUUUCCCUCUUGUUCAUAUAUUGAAUGAGCUCUUGGUGCAGGCAGAAUCCAACUCAACCCCCUUGCCACAAUUUUGGUUUACAUCUUCUGUGAAUGCCUCAGGACCUGGCUCUGAGAAUCCGGCCUUGACAGAGGUAUUGACCACUGAUACCAUAAAGAUUUUGCCCCCGGGAGGAGAGGCUAUGACCACCGAGGUCCACAGAAGGUAUGAAAAUAUGACUACAAUUCCUAGUGAUGGAUUUGUAACUCCUGGAGGAACAGCAUCUCCUCGAAAGCAUGCUGUAAUUCCAGAAAAUAACACUAUGGCUGCUGAGGCAAAAACUAUAAGCGCACUGGACUUCUUUUCUAAGACCACUACUGGGAUCUCUAGGACCACCACUGGGAUCUCUAAGACCACCACUGGGAUCUCUAAGACCACCACUGGGGUUUCUAAGACCACCACUGGGAUCUCUAAGACCAUCACUGGCAUUUCUAAGACCACCACUGGGGUUUCUAAGACCACCACUGGGAUCUCUAAGACCACCACUGGGAUCUCUAAGAUCACCACUGGGAUUUCUAAGACCACAACUGGGGUUUCUAAGACCACCACUGGCAUUUCUAAGACCACCACUGGCAUUUCUAAGACCACCACUGGCAUUUCUCAGACCACCACUGGCAUUUCUAAGACCACCACUAGCAUUUCUAAGACCACCACUGGAAUUUCUAAGACCACCACUGGAAUUUCUAAGACUACCCCUGGGAUUUCUAAGACUACCCCUGGGAUUUCUAAGACCACCCCUGGGAUGACAGUAAUAGUCCAGACACAGACAAAUGAGGCAGAGACCACAGCCACAAUGGAUCAUCAGUCUGUAACCCCUACGGGGAUGGAUACGACUCUUGUCUAUCUAAAGACUAUGACUCCCAGUGAGAAGGAAACUUCCAGGAAGAAGUCUAUGGUACUUGAAAAGGCCACUGUUUCCCCUAGAGAGAUGUCAGCUACCCCUAAUAGACAGAGUACAACUCUAAAAUGGGCAAGUUUGAUUACUGAGGUAGAAACAUACUCCCAAGAUGGGUGA
This is a messenger RNA of Mus caroli (Ryukyu mouse), 2166 nucleotides long. RefSeq names its product oviductal glycoprotein 1 (gene Ovgp1). Gene Ontology annotation, molecular function: chitinase activity; chitin binding. The record is from RefSeq and is a predicted model, not a curated record. NCBI's taxonomy places the organism in Eukaryota, Metazoa, Chordata, Mammalia, Rodentia, Muridae. Gene Ontology annotation, biological process: chitin catabolic process; carbohydrate metabolic process. Gene Ontology annotation, cellular component: extracellular region.